Messenger RNA from Lacerta agilis (Sand lizard), 2061 nucleotides. Its product is annotated as vomeronasal type-2 receptor 26-like. Gene Ontology annotation, molecular function: G protein-coupled receptor activity. The record is from RefSeq and is a predicted model, not a curated record. The coding region runs from base 1 to 2061 and encodes 686 amino acids. The transcript is spliced from 4 exons. Lineage: Eukaryota; Metazoa; Chordata; Lepidosauria; Squamata; Lacertidae. Gene Ontology annotation, biological process: G protein-coupled receptor signaling pathway. Gene Ontology annotation, cellular component: membrane.
AUGGUCCCAAAUGAAUCCCAUCAGUACAGCGGGAUUGUCCACUUGCUUCGACAUUUUGGAUGGACAUGGGUAGGCCUAUUUGCUGCAGAUGAUGAUAGUGGAGAACAAUUCUUACAGACCCUGGAAGCAUUGUUUUCCCAGCAUGGAAUCUGUUCAGCAUUCACACUAAGGCUUCCAGCGCAAGCCCACUGGGAUGACCUUGAUGGAAUUAUAAAUAUAUUCUCAAGUAUUCAUAUAUUUUUCAAAGAUUAUGGAACCAAUGUAUGCAUCAUAAAUGGAGAAUCCUUGACUUUAGCAUGGCUGAGAGCAUGUAUAAUUCUGCAAAACCCAGGAAAUGUAGACAUGCCAUCAUUUGUAAAAGUGUGGAUUAUGACUACUCAGAUUGAUUUCUUAGCAACAGGCAUUCAAAGAAACUGGGGUUUUCAGCUCUUCCAAGGCGCCAUUUCUUUCACCAUUCACACAAAAGAGCUUCCAGAAUUUGAGGAAUUUAUUCAGAGCAUAAAACCUGGCUGGAACAAGGAAGAUGGUUUCCUCAAGGAUUUCUGGGCGCAAGCAUUUGACUGUUCAUUUCCAGAUGACAACAUGACAGUGCAAGACAAUGGGACGUGUAGUGGAGAUGAGAGGAUAGAUAGCCUUCCUAGGCAAUUGUUUGAAAUGGACAUGACUGGCCACAGUUACAGUAUCUAUAAUGCUGUCUAUGCCGUUGCUCAUGCUCUGCAUGCAAUUUACUCAACUAGAUCCAAGCACAGAGCAAUGGUGGGUAGCAGAAGAUUUGACCUUCAAGAUAUCCAGCCUUGGCAGCUCCAUUUGAUUCUUAAGAGCAUUUCAUUCAACAACUCGGCUGCAGAAACGAUGUCCUUUAACGGGAAGAAGGAAAUGGGUGGUGGAUUUGAAAUAAUGAACAUGAUCAUAUUCCCAAACACAUCCUUCCAGAGAGUGAAAGUUGGAAGAAUGGAGGAUCUCAAUGCUCUUAAAGGAAAUGGAUUCAUCCUUAAUGAAGAUAUAAUUGUGUGGCACAGAGGUUUCAAACAGAUGCAGCCUGUCUCUGUGUGUAAUGAACAUUGCCACCCUGGUCAACAGAAGAAAAAGAAGGAAGGAGGGAAAUUUUGCUGUUAUGAUUGUGUGCCAUGCCCAGAAGGGAAGAUUUCAAAACAGAAUGAUAUGGUUGACUGCUUCAAAUGCCCAGAAGAUCAAUAUCCAAACAAUUACAGAGAUGGCUGUAUCCUCAAAUCUAGAAACUUCCUUUCUUAUGAGGAACCUUUAGGGAUCAGUUUAGCCUCAGUUGCCCUAGCCUUUUCCCUAAUCACAGCUUUGGUACUAGGAACUUUUAUUAAGCACAAAGAUACUCCCAUUGUCAAAGCCAACAACCGAGGCCUCACCUACACUCUCCUCGUCUCCCUCCUGCUCUGCUUCCUCUCUUCUUUGCUGUUCCUUGGACAACCUGGAAAAGUGACCUGCCUUCUCCGUCAACCCACUUUUGGCAUCAUCUUCUCAGUGGCUGUUUCUUGUGUGUUGGCCAAAACCAUCACCGUGGUUCUUGUUUUCUUAGCCACAAAGCCAGGCUCCAGGUUGAUGAAGUGGGUGGGCAAAGGAUUGGGUCAAGUCAUCGUCCUUUCAUGUUCCCUGAUUCAAGCAAGUAUUUGUAUUGGGUGGCUGGGAACCUCUCCCCCAUUCCCUGAUUUAGACAUGCACUCGGUAGCUGGAGAAAUCAUUGUACAAUGUAAUGAAGGGUCAGUUGCCAUGUUUUAUUGUGUCCUGGGCUAUAUGGGCUUCUUAGCCAUCAUCAGUUUCAUUGUGGCUUUUUUAGCCCGGAAGUUACCUGAUAGUUUUAAUGAGGCCAAAUUCAUUACCUUCAGCAUACUUGCAUUUUGCAGUGUUUGGUUGUCCUUUGUUCCAACAUACCUGAGCUCAAGAGGUAAACAGAUGGUUGCUGUGGAGAUCUUCUCCAUCUUGGCCUCCAGUGCUGGGUUACUGGGUUGCAUAUUUUCCCCUAAAUACUACAUCAUUGUGUUCAGGCCAGAGUUGAACAGCAGAGACCAACUAAUUAGGACAAAGAAUUAA